GCCAAUCAGCGCUCGGGCCGGCGCGAGGCCACGCCCCCCGGGAAGAUGGCGGCGCUGCGGGCGCUGCGGUGGCGGCGGCGGCUCCCGGGGCCGGGCCCGGGGCUGGGCCCGAGGCGGCUCCUGGGCACCGCGGCCCCCCCCGAGGAGCGGCCGCAGUUCCCGGGCGCCUCGGCCGAGUUCGCCGAGCGCCUCGAGUUCAUCCAGCCACGCGUGCUGGCCGGGAUCCCCGUGUACCGCGUCAUGGACCGCCAGGGACACGUGAUCCGAGAGAGCGAGGACCCACAGCUGCCCAAGGAGCAGGUGCUGAAGCUCUACCGGACGAUGACGCUGCUCAACACCAUGGACAGGAUCCUGUACGAGUCCCAGCGCCAGGGCCGCAUCUCGUUCUACAUGACCAACUACGGCGAGGAGGGGACGCACGUGGGCAGCACCGCCGCCCUGGACAGCGCCGACCUCGUCUUUGGGCAGUACCGCGAGGCAGGUGUGCUGCUGUACCGGGGCUACCCCCUGGAGCUGUUCAUGGCGCAGUGCUACGGCAACGCGCGCGACCCCGGCAAGGGCCGGCAGAUGCCGGUGCACUACGGCUGCCCCGAGCGCCACUUCGUCACCAUCUCGUCCCCCGCUGGCCACGCAGAUCCCGCAGGCCGUGGGCGCGGCCUACGCCAUCAAGCGCGCGGACGCCAGCCGCGCCGUGGUCUGCUACUUCGGCGAGGGCGCGGCCAGCGAGGGCGACGCGCACGCCGGCUUCAACUUCGCCGCCACGCUCGAGUGCCCCAUCGUCUUCUUCUGCCGCAACAACGGCUACGCCAUCUCCACGCCCACCUCCGAGCAGUACCGCGGCGACGGCAUCGCGGCGCGGGGCCCCGGCUACGGGCUGCUCUCCAUCCGCGUGGACGGCAACGACGUCUUCGCCGUCUACAACGCCACGCGGGAGGCGCGGCGCCGCGCCGUGGCCGAGAACCAGCCCUUCCUCAUCGAGGCCAUGACCUACAGAAUCGGCCACCACAGCACGAGCGACGACAGCUCGGCGUACCGCUCGGUGGACGAGGUGAAUUACUGGGACAAGCAGGACCACCCCAUCUCCCGCCUGCGCCACUACCUGACCCGGAGAGCCUGGUGGGACGAGGACAUGGAGAGGGAGUGGAGGAAGAGCUCCCGGAAAAUGGUGCUGGAGGCGUUCGAGCAGGCCGAGCGGGAGCCGAAGCCGCCGCCGCGCCUCCUCUUCUCCGACGUGUACCGCGAGAUGCCCCCGCGGCUGCGGCGGCAGCGCCAGGAGCUGGAGCGGCACCUGGAGGCCUACGGGGAGCACUACCCGCUCCAGCACUUCCAGAAAUAGCCAAAAUCCCCAAAAAUCCCCCAAAAUCCCGGGGAUUUGGGCAAAAUCCUGGGAAUUCCAUCAAAAUCCCGAAAUUUCACAAAUCCGCCCCAAAUCGGAUCCAAAUCCGCCCCAAAUCUGCCCAAAAUCCACCCCCAAAUGGCACCUGCAGGCCUACGGGGAGCACUACCCCCUGCAGCAGUUCCAGAAAUGAGCCAAAAUCCCCCAAAAUCCCGGGGAUUUGGGCAAAAUCCUGAAAUUUCACAGAUUUGACCCAAAUCCGACCCAAAUCCGACCCGAAUCUGCCCCAAAUCCAUCCCCAAUUUACCCCAAAUGGCACCUGCAGGCCUACGGGGAGCACUACCCGCUGCAGCAGUUCCAGAAAUGAGCCAAAAUCCCCCAAAAUCCCGGGGAUUUGGGCAAAAUCCUGGGAAUGUGGGCAAAAUCCUGAAAUUUCACAAAUUUACCAGAAAUCCGCCCCAAAUCCACCCGAAAUUUACCCCAAAUCCCACCUGGAGACCCCCAGGGAGCACUGCCCGCUCCAGCAGUUCCAAAAAUGACCCAAAAUCCUGGGAAUUUGGGCAAAAUCCCUGGAAUUCCAUCCAAAUCCUGAAAUUUCACAAAUCCGCCCCGAUUAUAACCCAAAUCUGCCCCAAAAGUGGCCUAAAAAUCCCCAAAAAUUCCCUAAAAUCCCCUGGGAAUUCCUUAAAAAUAUCUGGGAAUUCCCUAAAAAUCCCAAAAAUGCCUUAAAAAUAUCCAGGAAUUCCUUAAAAAAUCCGGGAAUUCCCUAAAAAUCCCGAGAUUCCCCAAAUCUGCCCCAGAUUUGCCCCAAAUCCCACCUGGAGACCCCUGGGGGCUUUUCCCACCCUGGCAGUUCCAGAAAUUCCCUAAAAAAACCCAAAUUCCCUAAAAAACCCCAAAUUCCCUAAAAAAACCCCAGAAUUCCCUAAAAAUUCCCAGAAUCCCCUAAAAAAACCCCCGGAAUUCCCUAAAAAACCCCAAAUUCCCUAAAAAAAACCCCAAUAAAUGUUAUUUUGGAGAGGAGAAGCCUCAGGAAUUUUGGGAUUGGAUCUCUGGGAUUUUUGGGAUUUUUGGGAUGGAUUUUGGGAUGGAUCUUCGGGAUUUUGGGGAUUGGGUCCCUGGAAUUUUUGGGAUUGGAUCUUUGGGAUUUUGGGAUGGAUUUUUGGGAUUUUUUUUGGGAUUUGAUCUCUGGAAUUUUUGGGAUUUUUGGGAUUUGAUCUCUGGGAUUUUGGGAUGGAUUUUUGGGAUUGAAUCCCUGGAAUUUUGGGAUUGGAUCUUUGGGAUUUUUGGGAUGGAUUUUUGGGAUUUUUGGGAUGAUUCUUUGGAAUUUUGGGAUUGAAUCUCUGGAAUUUUUGGGAUGGAUUUUUGGGAUUUUGGGAUGGGUUUCUGGAAUUUUGGGAUUGGAUCUUUGGCAUUUUGGGAUGGAUUUUUGGGAUCUGAGGGCCCUGGGAAUUUCAGGAACACCCAAAAAACCCCAAAUCCACCAAAAAUAAAGGAUUGAUUUCAGGAAA
This is a messenger RNA of Passer domesticus (house sparrow), 2847 nucleotides long. RefSeq names its product branched chain keto acid dehydrogenase E1 subunit alpha (gene BCKDHA). The transcript has 10 exons. Gene Ontology annotation, molecular function: oxidoreductase activity, acting on the aldehyde or oxo group of donors, disulfide as acceptor. Lineage: Eukaryota; Metazoa; Chordata; Aves; Passeriformes; Passeridae. Gene Ontology annotation, biological process: branched-chain amino acid catabolic process. Bases 46 to 1572 code for a protein of 508 amino acids. The record is from RefSeq and is a predicted model, not a curated record.